CUGAAUGAUGACUCACUUAUGAUCACAAGAACUAUUGAAGUAAAACGUGUGUCUCUGUUUUUAACGUCUUAGGGAGAGUUUCGCAGCUUUGCAGUGGAAGAAGUGUGUGAUGAAAACAUCAGUGAUGGAUCUUAAAGUGGAACCUAUGGACAUUGAUUACGACCAGCCGCCUCCCCUCCAAGUGUUCGCUCACACCUCGACUCUGCACGGCAUCUCUCAUAUCUUCUCCUAUGAGAAGAUCACGGCCAAAUGCUGCCUCUGGGUGGUGUUUUUCCUCAGCUCACUGACCUUUUCUCAUGUACGUCUGCGUCGAUCGGAUUCAGUUCUACCUGGAGUACCCUCACGUCCCCCAAGCUGGACGAGAUCACCACGCCCAUCAUGGUUUUCCCAGCAGUGACGAUUUGCAAUCUCAACUCCAUCCGCUUCAGCAGGAUCACACGGAAUGACCUGUACCACGCGGGCGAGCUGCUGGCGCUGCUCAACUCCAGACAUGAGAUUCGGGACGCUCACCUGGUUGAAGAAAGCGUGAUGGAGGUUCUCAAGAGCAAAGCAGACUUUCGCUCCUUCAAGCCGCGACCCUUCAACAUGUGGGACUUCUAUAAUAGAACAGGACAUGACAUAAAAGACAUGCUGCUCUCCUGCCAGUUCAGAGGUUGGCCGUGUCGACCCGAGGACUUCAGUGUGGUGAGGCACUCUAGGGAUGCACAGUGAUAGAUUUCUUUGAGCUCUUUUCACUUAAAGUCCCAUUCUGCAGCCCUGCUGUAUUUAUUUGAUGCGAAUCUCUUGGAGCGCUGAAGGCUUUUUCUAGGUUUCAGCCAAAUGCUGGGGUGUGAUAUUUGACAGUCCAAUCAUUUACGCUGCUGGAAUGAAGUUUGUAGUUCUCAAGAUUUCCCAGGGUUCACAUUGUGCUGUUGAGUU
Molecule: messenger RNA, 918 nt
Organism: Cyprinus carpio (common carp)
Lineage: Eukaryota; Metazoa; Chordata; Actinopteri; Cypriniformes; Cyprinidae
Product: acid-sensing ion channel 1A-like
Exons: 2
Coding region: 250-711 (153 amino acids)
Biological process (GO): sodium ion transmembrane transport
Cellular component (GO): membrane
Source: RefSeq, a predicted model, not a curated record